UAAAUGUUUGCCAAGUUGCUUGCUUCGUCUGUCCUCUUCUUGUUAAAAUAAACAAUAAUACUACUACUACUAGUCCACAUUGAGUAUCUAAUCUAAUCUAUCACGAGAAGCAGCAUUCCUCUUCUUGUUUGUUUCACUUGACAUAGCAGAGCAGAGGAGGCCGGCGUCCAUCCCUUCCUCCCUCUCGUCGCCUCGCACAGCACAGGGGGUCCCUAAAUAUGCAAAACACCCCCUCUGCUCUGCCCAACAACCCUCAAGUUCAAGCAACGGUUGACCUUUCCCUCUCUCAACAAAACCACCCAAAUGCUGCUUCCAGCUCCAGACCCAAUCCUGCAGCCGACCUCACGGUCAGACACCUCACACUACCCAACGGUGACAUCUACUCCGGCACGACAUCAUGUGGGUUACCGGAUGGCACAGGCCGGUACGUCUGGUCUGGUACCGUCUGCAUCUACGACGGCGAGUGGAGGAGAGGGAUGAGGAACGGCCAUGGCAGAACAACAUGGCCGUCAUCAGGAGCUGUCUACGAUGGCGAGUACUCUGCUGGCUACAUGGACGGUGAAGGAACACAUGUCGAAACCUCCUCUUCUUCCUACAAGGGGCAAUGGAAGCUGGACCGCAAGCACGGCGUCGGCUUCCAAACGUACCCCAACGGAGACACAUACCUCGGUUCAUGGGCUCAAGGCCAGAUGGAAGGCCAUGGUAGGUACACAUGGGCAGCAGACCGCAGCACCUACGUCGGCGCAAUGAGAAAUGGCACCAUGUCUGGCAAAGGGGUACUUGCAUGGACCACCGGGGACUCAUUUCAGGGGAACUGGCUCGGCGACACAAUGCAUGGGUACGGUUUGUACACGUGGGAGGACGGUGGGUACUAUCUAGGCAUCUGGACAAGGGGGGUCAAGGAUGGGAAGGGCACUUUCUUCCCGAAAUCUCGCGGAGUCCUCGUCGAGCAUGAGCUCUACAUCGACGAUCUAAGGAAGAGAGGUGUUCUGCCUGACAUCACUAAUGUCAUGCAAUGCUCCUCUUCCUUCGAGAACGACACGAAUGUCGGUGUGAACCGAGGGGGUGCUAGAUUAUCCAGAAGAAACAACUUGAGUUUUGAUCAGCAGUCUCCCUCAGAGAAGCCGUCUUUGCAGAGACGCUGGAGCAUUGGGAUGGCUAAACCAAGUGCAGGAGAUUCUGAAACACAAGGUUGUGAAAACAGUGCUGAUUCUAGCCUCGAGGUACUCGAAAGGGAGUAUGCGCAAGGUGUUCUGAUCAGCGAGAUUGUGUUGAACAACGGCAACUCAGAAACGUCCAAAAAUGCGAGACGUCGUCGGCAGAGCAAGGCGGCGAAGGAUGUCAAAAGGCCUGGAGAGACGAUAAUCAAAGGGCACAUGAGCUAUGAUCUAAUGCUCAGCCUGCAGCUUGGAAUCAGGUACACAGUUGGAAAGAUUACACCGAUUCAGGCGCGUGAAAUGAGAACUUCUGAUUAUGGCCCCAGAGCAUGUUUCUGGAUGAACUUCCCCAUAACAGGGUCACGGCUUACUCCUGCGCAUUGUGCGGUAGAUUUUAAGUGGAAAGACUAUUGCCCAAUGGUUUUCCGGUUUGUUGCUUUAUCUCACUUUUCUUUUAAUAAGAUUGAGUAUAUUAUUUUGGUCAACAUAUGUUCUUAUGUUAAUGUAGUACUUCCUUAUACUUGGCUUAUCAAUGGCUUAACUACCAUCAUUAGAAACUUGAGGGAGAUGUUCAAGAUUGAUACAACAGAUUAUAUGAUCUCCAUUUGCGGAAGUGAUGCUCUUAGAGAGCUCUCUUCUCCCGGAAAGAGUGGAAGCAUCUUUUUCUUAUCGCAAGAUGACCGGUUUAUGAUCAAGACUCUUCGGAAAUCUGAAGCAAAGGUUCUUUUGCGUAUGCUUCCAUACUAUUAUCACCAUGUCCAUACUUAUGAGAACACACUCGUAACUAAAUUUUUUGGCAUCCAUAGGGUGAAACCUUCCAGCGGUCGAAAGUUCCGAUUUGUAGUGAUGGGAAACAUGUUCUACACAGAACUUAGAGUCCAUCGAAGAUUUGAUUUGAAAGGUUCAUCUUUGGGCCGCUCAAAUGAAAAAAUUGAAAUUGACGUGAACACGACAUUUAAAGACUUAGAUCUGAACUAUUCAUUUUAUCUCGAGCCUUCUUGGAGGGAUGCUUUGCUUAAGCAGAUUGGGACUGACAGCGAGUUUCUUAGGAAUCAGGGUAUAAUGGAUUACAGCUUGCUUCUUGGUUUGCAUUAUCGUGCUCGUCAAAGCCUAAAAAGAGGAGCAUCAUGCCAUGAAAGUCUUGUGCUAGACAAACUGACCAAUCUUACAGAAGGUGAUUCCAUGGAGGAAAAAGCAGCUUGUAACUAUCGUGAAGGGUUGGUUUUGGUGCAAAGAGGUAGCGACCAAAAGGGUGAAAUCGUUGUUAGCCCUCACAUACGGGGAAGCCCACUGGGUUUGUCGUCCGCUUGUUUUGAGGAAGUGGAUCUUCUGAUUCCAGGCACAGCAAGGCUGCCAAUCCAACUAGGGGUGAACAUGCCCGCAAGAGCGGAGAAACAAGAAGAGGAUGGCAGCAAAUCGCUCUGGCAAGUAUAUGAUGUGGUACUCUACAUAGGGAUCAUUGAUAUUCUCCAAAAGUAUAACAUGAAGAAGAAGAUUGAGCAUGCAUAUAAGUCCAUCAAGUAUAAGUACAACCCCUUGUCAAUAUCUUCUGUUAAACCACAAUUCUACUCAGAGCGAUUCCUCAAGUUCAUUCACACCGUCUUCCCUCAAAACUCUAGCUAGUUACAAUCUAACACAUGAUUCAUCUUUCCUUCCUUCUCCUCCGCAAGGAAAAUGUAGAAACAAAACCAUCAAAGGAAACAUCUUUGCUUUCUAUGUUGAUGUACAUGUGUAUGAAAUGGACUAAGAGCGUUGUAUGCAAUGUA
This is a messenger RNA of Aegilops tauschii subsp. strangulata, 2923 nucleotides long. Its product is annotated as phosphatidylinositol 4-phosphate 5-kinase 9. Lineage: Eukaryota; Viridiplantae; Streptophyta; Magnoliopsida; Poales; Poaceae. Gene Ontology annotation, cellular component: plasma membrane. Gene Ontology annotation, molecular function: 1-phosphatidylinositol-4-phosphate 5-kinase activity; ATP binding. Gene Ontology annotation, biological process: phosphatidylinositol phosphate biosynthetic process. The record is from RefSeq and is a predicted model, not a curated record.